UUUGGAGAACUUUUCAGCUACGCUUAAACGAAGUCAAGGAAAAAGAGACUGACGGAUACGAAAAUGAAAUUUAGUUGUUGAAUUCAUUCGUUUGGAGAAGAUCAUUGGUGUUCGAUGUAUUGCAUAUGAUCUUGCCGCUACCUGUUCUAGUGAUCGAUUGAAUGUCAUUAUGAAUGAUAAACACACUACUUCUGUGUUAAGACGCGUCUUAGUGACUUGUGCUGCCCAGGCAAAAGAUUACGGUGGAUGUGUAGCAUCAAAAGUUCCAACAAUUGAGUAUGAUAUGUGCUUGAAGGAGUUCCUUGCAUUAAAAAAUUGCAUGCACAACACGCUCAAGAGGAAGGUGUAAUCUAUAAUCUGACUCCACGUAUUGUUCUCUUUAUUGUGAAGAAUCUUUACCAACCUUUCAUAUUAUAUAACGGUUGAACCAGUUUAGUAAGACAAAAUUGUUGUCGUUCAGCGUACAAGCUUGCUAAUUGUGCAUACUGAUAAUUCUUGUCCUGCCUCAAACUUAAAGAGAAGGAUUAAAUAGGAUGUCUGUGAAUGUUUCAAGCUAUCAAUCUCCUGUUGGAUUGAGCCGAUCUGCUGCUCUAUCACAUGUCUAUAUUCAAUAUCCCCCCUUAAGAUGCUGGAACUCUGGAACUAGUUGCUUAUUUUAUGAUGAUGGAAACAAGCUAAUAAUCUCACCAACAUCUGAUGGGGUCCACUCAUGGAAACUUUUUCCUUUUAAUCCUCAUGUGAAUUCCACAUAUCUUACUAUUACCGAAGGGCCUAUUUUAUCAAUCAGAUACUCCCUAGAUGAAAAGAUAUUGGCUGUGCAACGAUCCUCCCAGGAGAUCCAAUUUUGGAAUAAAGAAACUGGAGACAGUUUUAUUCAGAGAUGUAAAUCGGAGUCGGACAAUAUAUUGGGAUUCUUUUGGACUGAUUGUUGCUCAUAUGACUUUGUAAUUGUAAAGGCCAGUGGGCUUGAUCUGUUCUCCCUAGAUUCGGAAUCGAAAUCUCUUCAUUUGGUGGAGACCAAGAAACUGAAUGUUAGUUGGUACAUAUACUCUCAUGACAGCCGCCUUGUUCUUCUUGCUUCUGGAAUGCAAUGCAAGAGUUUUACUGGUUAUCAGCUUCGAUGCACAGAGAUAGUACGACUGCCCAGAUUUGAGAUGGCAAUGGCUAAAUCAGAUGCAAAUAGUAAACCUGUCUUAGCUGCUGACGAUGUCCAUAUUAUCACAGUAUAUGGAAGAAUAUACUGCCUUCAAGUUGAUAGACUUGCUAUGCAGCUUCAUCUAUAUAGAUUAUAUUCUGACACUGUUAUUCAACAGGGUUCCUUGCCAAUUUAUUCAAGCAGGAUCUCGGUUAGUGUGGUUGACAAUGUUUUGCUUGUGCAUGAAACGGAUGCUAAGGUUGUUAUAUUGUACGAUAUAUACUCGGAAUCCAGAGCACCUAUAUCUGCUCCGCUUCCUUUAUUACUGAGAGGUUUCCCCAGAGUUGUCGCUUCAUCUUCUCAAUCAACAACUAGAGAUUCAGAAAGUACAGAGGCAGGCUUAACUCAUUCUGAAGCAGUUAUCUAUGGAGAUGGCUGGACAUUUCUUUGCCCUGAUCUUAUAUGCGAUAUUGCUAAUGGACUUGUGUGGAAGAUUCAUCUGGAUCUGGAGGCUCUAUCAGCCAGUAGCUCAGAAAUACCAUUAGUGCUAGAAUUCUUGCAGCGUCGCAAGUUGGAAGCAAGCAAGGCUAAGGAAUUAUCUUUAGCAAUGGUGCGUACCAUCAUUCUGGAACGAAGACCUGUACCCAUAGUUGCCAAGUCCAUAGAUGUUUUGGUGACCUCUUACUCAUACUCCAUGAAAAGAGGUGGAAACUUGAAGGAAACAAAAGCUGUGAAGAGUUCAUCUUCUGGUUCAGCUCAAGAAAAUAACGCUCAUCCUGCUGCUGAUGAUUCAACUAAAAGAGCAGAUGAUGUAGGAAAGUCUAUUGUAAAUGAGCGUAGUCAUGGAGCAGAGAGAAAAUUCCCUGGUAGACCGACAGAUUCCUCAGUGCUAGAAUCUGAGGAUACCGUGUUGGAUUCUGAAGCUCAAAGAGAUGAAAUUCGUCAGGCAAUCAUGAGUACACAAUUUUCUGGCUCUGGUAGUAGCCCUUUGAGUGCCAUCAUCACAGAGCAAGUUACUACAGCAGCGAUUUCCCCAGAUGAAAUGUACACCUUUGUGUUUGCUCCUGUUGAAGAAGAAAUGUCUGGAGAUUCAUCUUAUUUGGUCGCUGUUAUCAUUGAAUUCCUCCGCAGCACUAAUUUGGAGAGGAUUAAAGUUCAUCCAAAUGUGUAUGCAUUGAUAAUACAGCUGCUAGCUCGCAAUGACAGAUAUGCAGAAUUGGGAAUGUUCAUUGUGAACAAGAUUCUUGAACCCUCAAAAGAAGUAGCUUUGCAACUGCUGGAGUCAGGUCGUCAGCAUUUACCAACAAGGAAGUUGGGUCUGGAUAUGCUUAGGCAACUCGCUCUUCAUCAUGAUUACGUUUUACUGUUGCUACAAGAUGGCUACUAUCUUGAAGCUUUGCGUUAUGCACGGAGAACCAAGGUGAAUACAGUAAGGCCUUCAUUGUUUCUUGAGGCAGCUUAUGCUUCCAAUGAUUCACAACACUUAGCUGCAGUUCUGAGAUUCUUCUCAGACUUCAUUCCUGGCUUUAAGGAUUCUACUGAUCAUAAUACGUAUAACCACAUCUUGGCUGAGAUGAACUCGUCUGUUGCUGUUGCUUGAACCGACGAAAAUCACAUCUGUGUAAGUUUUCUGGGUUAAUGUAUGAAAAGUUGAGCUGUUACACUUUUUAAUUGUGAACAGGAGAAGAGAACCAUUUCUAUUUGAAUGUGUUUAGAAAAUAAAUAAAUAAAAUAAAUCCCAAGCUAGAGAUGGAUGUUUUCUAUUAGCCUAACAAACUAAUAUGUAUGUGUAUGGUGGUAGUUAUCUUAAAUAACUAUCACAUUAUUUCUUAUGGGGUAUUCUUUGUUUGUUGGUUUCAAUAAUAUCCAUCAUAAAAAUCUUGCUUACUCGA
Molecule: messenger RNA, 3027 nt
Organism: Impatiens glandulifera
Lineage: Eukaryota; Viridiplantae; Streptophyta; Magnoliopsida; Ericales; Balsaminaceae
Product: regulator of MON1-CCZ1 complex
Exons: 15
Coding region: 534-2735 (733 amino acids)
Biological process (GO): regulation of autophagy
Cellular component (GO): late endosome membrane; Mon1-Ccz1 complex; lysosomal membrane
Source: RefSeq, a predicted model, not a curated record